Molecule: messenger RNA, 9302 nt
Organism: Sphaeramia orbicularis (orbiculate cardinalfish)
Lineage: Eukaryota; Metazoa; Chordata; Actinopteri; Kurtiformes; Apogonidae
Gene: fndc3ba
Product: fibronectin type III domain containing 3Ba
Exons: 28
Coding region: 118-3753 (1211 amino acids)
Molecular function (GO): protein binding
Source: RefSeq, a predicted model, not a curated record
CGCCGCGCCAGCAGACAGGCAAGACCCGACCCUGGGAAUAAAAAAACACGCAGCCCCGUCUGUUUGAAGAUUAUUUUAUUGCAGCGAGGUAGGGCAGUUCAGUGAAUUUCUCCAUGAAUGUACGUCACAAUGAUGAUGACAGACCAGAUUCCACUGGACUUGGCUCCGCCCCCCCUCCUGAACGGGGAGGUCCCGCUUAUGCCUCACAUGGUUAACGGUGAUGCAGCGCAGCAGGUGAUCCUGGUGCAGGUGAACCCAGGGGAGACGUUUACCAUCCGGGCAGAGGACGGCUCACUGCAAUGCAUCCAGGGUCCUGCUGAGGUUCCCAUGAUGUCUCCAAAUGGGUCAAUCCCUCCCAUUCAUGUACCACCAGGAUACAUCUCACAGGUGCUAGAAGACACCACAGGGGUCCGCAGGGUGGUGGUGACCCCCCAGUCUCCAGAAUGCUACCCCCCCUCCUAUUCCCCGGCGCUGUCCCCCACACACCACCUGCCCCCAUACCUGGCCCACCCCCACUUCAUCCCAAACUCUCACUCUUUCUACCCGCCCGUCAGCCCCGGGGAGCUGCCCCCCCACCAGUACUACCAGCACCACCUCCCCCCCAUGUAUGGCGACCCAGAAAUCAUCCCGGUUUAUGGGAUGUCGAACUACUUAGGCAGAGAGGAGACGUACAGUAAGCCACAGCCCAAAAAGAUUAAAGAACAGAGACUAGAGCGACAGAACCGACUCAACUCCCCUCCCUCCACUCACUAUAAGAGCAGCCUGGGGCCGGCACACAACGGAUACAGCAGCAAAUCACAUGCCCCGUCGCUGGGGUCGGUGGGUUCAGGCGGCGGAGUUAGCAGUCCGGGAGGAAAGAAGCCAGAGAGACGACUCCGCAGCAGUCCAAGAAACGGUGAACCAGAGACACACACACAAGAUAAUGAUUUGGAGGGAAAGCGAGUUCAAGACAUGUUGUCUACAAUCGACAAACCACAGGUGUCUAAUGUGCAGGCGCGAGCUGCGCGGCUGUCCUGGGCCCCCCCUGCAGGGCUGGUGAACAGGCAUAGUAACGGGGUACCUGUGUCCUGCUCCUACGAGGUCUCUCUUUCAGAUAAGGGACGAGAUGGAAAGUACCGCCUCAUAUACAGUGGGGAAGAAUUGGAGUAUCAUCUUAAAGAUCUAAGGCCAGCGACAGACUACCACGUACGGGUUUCUGCAAUGUACAACUCGGUUCGAGGCUCGUGUUCAGAAGCCGGCUCAUUCACCACACACUGCAGCGUCCCUGACGUCCCGUUACCCCCGAAACUCUCCCACCGCACCAAGAGCACGCUCACCCUACAGUGGAAGCCCCCGGGCGACAACGGAUCCAAAAUCACAAACUACCUUCUCGAGUGGGAUGAGGGAAAGAAAAACAGUGUUUUCAGAGAAUGUUACUUUGGGAACCAGAGACACUGUAAGCUGAACCGACUGUUUCCUGCCUGUGGCUACACGUUCAGAGUAGCUGCACACAACGACAUCGGCACAAGUGGCUUCAGCACAGAGGUGGUAUUUUACACCAUGGGCACCUUGCCCGCCCUGCCUUUGGCACCACGGCUUGUCAGGGCCGGAGUGUCCUGGGUGACCCUGGAGUGGGGACGUCCUGAAGGCAGCCCCACUGAGGAGCAGCUCAAAUACACACUCGAGAUCCAGGAAGACAACAGCGGAACAGACUUUCAUCCAAAGUACACUGGAGAAAACUUGACCUGUACUGUACAAGGCCUGAAGAGGAGUACGCAGUAUAAAUUCAGGCUGAUAGCAUCGAACAUGGAGGGAAAGAGCAGUCCCAGUGAAGUGUUGGUGUGCACCACCAACCCGGACAAACCAGGCCCUCCGUCUACGCCCUGUGUCACAGCAGCAACGCCUUACGGAUUUACAGUCACAUGGGAUCCUCCCCAGGACAAUGGCGGCUCAGAGGCCCUCACAUACCUGCUGGAGAUAUCGGAGGGCUGCUCUGAAGCGAGCCAGUGGGAGGUAGCAUACAGUGGUCCUGCAACAGAAUGUGUGUGUGAGCACCUGACACCGGGGACCUUCUACCGCCUACGUGUGUGUAGCAUCACCACCGGAGGACACAGCCCGUGUACUGUUAGCGUUCCAGUCCGCACAUUAUGCGUCCCGCCUGGGCCCUGCCAGCCACCGAGGAUUGUGGGUAAAGCCAAACACAAGGAAGUACAGUUAGAAUGGGACUCUCCUGUCUCUGAGGGAGUGUGUGAGCAGUGUGUGUUCAGUCUGGAGAUGAGUGAGGGGGACACCAAACCAGCGGAGGUGUACCACGGGUCAGAGCUGCAGUGCACUGUGGGUAGUCUGCUACCGGGUGCAACGUACAGCUUUCGACUUCGGGCUGCCAACGAGGCAGGGUUCGGGGCAUACUCUGAGCCGACAGAGGUGACGACUGCCGCGGGUCCUCCUGGCCAGUGCGGGGCGCCUGUCAUCACACUUACCAGUAAUACCUGCGUAGUGCUCAACUGGGAGAGUCCUGAGGGUUCAGGUAGUGACAUCUCUGAAUAUCGUCUGGAGUGGGCACGGGAAGACGAACCCAUGGAGCUCCUCUACUGUGGAUCUGACACACAGUGUGAACUGUCAGACUUGACACCUGCCACAGAUUACUGCUGCAGGCUACAGGCGGUGAAUCAGGCAGGUGCCGGACCCUACAGUGAGCAGGCCAGUUUCCGGACCCCGGCCACAAACCCCGACCCAAUCUCCUCCCUCUCCCUCCUGGACCUCCCGAGCUCCUCGGAUUCAGGUCAUUCCCUGUCGACCUGCCUGUUCCUGAAGUGGGAGGAGCCAAACAGCAACGGUGCAGAAAUUACAUCUUAUAUUAUCUCCCUGGACGACCAAACCAUCACUGUGGAAUCAGGGACAAGUCACCUGGUCACAGACCUGCAGCCAGACAGUGAAUACAGUGUGCAGAUCCAGGCGGUGAAUGCCAUCGGCUCUAGUCCCUCCAGCGCCCCUCUGGUGGUGAGGACACGCCCCCUCCCUCCGGCCCCUCCCCCUCUCGAGUGCUCAGCCGCCGGCCCCCAGAGCCUGAAACUGAAGUGGGGUGAAAAUGCCAGCAACACACAUACGCGGGCCCUGCUGGCUGACGACAUGGUCUACACACUACAGAUGGAAGACAAGAACCACAGGUUUGUUACGAUCUACCGCGGCCCCAGCCACACGUACAAGGUCCAGCGAUUGACCGAGUCCAGCAGCUACAGUUUCAGAAUACAGGCUGUCAGCGACGCCGGAGAGGGUCCUUUCUCUGACACACACACCUUUUGCACCACCAAGUCUGUACCCCCAGCCCUUAAAGCUCCCAGAGUGCACCAGCUGGAGGGCAACACGUGUGAGAUCACAUGGGAGACAAUCCCACCGAUGAGAGGCGACCCUGUGAGUUACGUGCUUCAGGUGCUGGUGGGACGCGAAUCCGAAUACAAACAGGUUUUUAAGGGAGAGGAGAGCGUGUUCCAAAUCUCUGGUCUCCAGGGCAACACAGACUAUCGAUUCCGUGUAGGCGCCUGCCGUCGUUGCCAGGACACGUGCCAGGAACUGUGCGGACCUCUGAGCCCCUCCUCUUUGUUCACGCUGCGCCGCCAGGAGACAGCAUCAUCGUCGGAGAUGUGCGCCAUGGAAACGGGCAAAGGGGCGGGCCUGAUCUCGAGCGACGAACGCUUCGCGGCGCUGAUCGUGUGCGUGUUCGCGGGCUUCUCCAUCCUCAUCGCCUGCUUGCUACAGUACUUCUUCAUGAAGUGAGGGAAUUUUAACUAUAGGAUAGAAAGAGAAAGCAAAAUCACAGAGAAACUUUUUAAAAAAUGUCUAUGAAAGAACCGAAUGAAAUCAAAACACUUGAUAUACUUCUAUGGCUAUGUAUGUGUUUUUUUUUGUUUUUUUUUUUGUUUUUUUUUUAGUCAAAGUAUCGAUUCAGGCUUCCUCACCUUGUUCCUGUUUUCUGCUUUCACUCGGUUUGGUAUCAUUUCUUACUAUGUCUUUGUAUCACCGUCUGUCUCAGUUUUUAAGGAUUUCUGUCGAGGGAAGCCUUUUCUUAGCUGUACCUCGGUUGGGAAAGAAAACUGAUAAUCAAGCCUUAAAAUAGCUGUGAGCAAAGCAGAUGCUCCUCAGACUGACUUGCAUGUUUUUAUUUUGUAUCUUUUUAAAAACAUAUUCUAUUAGAGAACAUGUAUAUUUUUGACAGUCUUUUGCCUUACUUUUUUUUUAAAAUUUGUUUUCCAAUGUUUAAUUUACUUUUUUUUUUGUUUGUUUGUUUUUGUUUGUUUUUUUUUUUUGCUGCAGUCUUUAUUCAUUCAGCCAUAUUCCAAUGUAGGCCUUCAAAGCUUUAGCCGUUCAUACCAUAUUGUUCAGUUUGUUUGAUACUACUCUACAGGCUGUCAGUCAGUUCAUGCAAUCUGCACCUGCUCUCAAACGAAACCACAGACUGACAAAGACACAACGCACACAUUUAGGCAGACAUACGUACAUAUACAUGCAAACAAUUACACUCAUGCAAUGACAAUGAGAAACACACAUUUACUCCUAAGAAGAUAAUCACAUAUCUCUUCAGCUUUUAACAUUCAAUCACUCACUCUUUCAGCUACCAAAGUGAUGCAAAUCCAUGUGUGGUGUAAGAUGCUGCUAUCCUGUGAUUUUAUUAUAUCUAUAAAAAUGGAAAACCAGUAAUCUAAUAUAUAUACACAAUAUAUAUAUUAUAACAAAUAUCUAUGACGUUAUAGAAGUGAUGUAUAUAAGUGAUGGCAAUGUAAGGUCUAAAGUACAGCGCAAAAGGGGACGAGUCGACUUUAGGUGCUCAUAAAACAGCAGCUCCGAGGUCAGUUCAGCAGCUUUUACGGUUGACGGAGCCUUUUUAAACACUGGUCUCGGAUCAGAACAAAUAAAACUUGGUAGGUGUUCAAAUGUUAACUGUACGGGGCACAAACUGGCUUUAGUGUUGUAGAAAGCAAGGCCUGGGGUUGAGAGCGCAGACAGGAGCGUGUGGUCGGAGCUCUGUCUUGGAUCCGUCAACCCCUUCCAUACGUCACCAUCUCAAGUCAGACUUAUUCGCUCCAGCCUUGUUUUAUCUUUAGCUUUAGUAGCAAAAACAAUGCCCAUAGACCCAGAGGUGCUGACAGCCUGCCAGCUAGCUGCCCUUCUCAGAGCUGUGUGGAUGUAUGCCAGUGUGUGUGUGUGUGUGUGUGUGUAAACCUGGAAAGCCAUUAGGAGUUAGCUUGAGCUUUAUCCCCCUGAAAUUCAGCCAGAGCAGCGCUGAACUGUACUAGUUUCUUCUUCCAGCUAGUCUGUGAAUCGAUGCGUUCAAGGUCUCUUUUUCUCUCCUGCUGCCCGUCAUUACCUGUCAUUACCUUUCGGCUCUGGCUGCUUUCCAGCUUCUCUCUUGCUUCCACUCCAUCUUGUCUUUUUGGUGCCACUAUGCCAUUAGCAGACUCUUAUAAAGGAUUUAUAAAUGGUUACUAGUCGGGCUGUAAAGGUCAUUCAUAGACGUAACUGUUUUCAUACAUUAUACAUUAGGCUCACUCUUUGGCUGUUAAAUCUCUGAUGUUACCGGUGGUUUUGUCCGUCUUGUUCCUUAAUCUGUUAACGUGUUCACCAAACCUGCAAAAGGGAACCAGAUUAUAAUGUUUAAUACACGUUGACGUAAAUUCGCUUGUGUCAGUUCAAGCAGUCGACCUGUUAAGCCGCUUGCCGUGUGUGUUAAGAGCAACUUUUAUCGUGAUACUCCACAAACAUGUUUAGCUUAGAGUUAUAAAGCACUGCUAGCAUCAGUUAGCGGAACGCCAAAUUAACAAAGUAAAUUUCAAAACUGCCCGUGUGGCUCAAAAUACACUUUCUUUACUCUUAAUAUGACCUACUUCCAUCGUCAUUACUCAAACUCUGGUGUAAAUACGUUAUCUGACACAUGGCAAAAAGAUAUACAUUUAGCUAACUGCUAGCACACUAAAGGCUAGCAUGCUAACUGCUAGCUUCGCUUUUCACAGUUUAUCAGAAAGCUCAAGUUAUCUAUCUCUUAUCAAUUUUUUACUUAUUAUCAGGGACACACAACACACAUCACUACAUUUUAAGUGAAAAGAGCUGAAUGACACGGUGUGGCUGCAUUUAAUGGAUGUUACCAGAGAGGAGAGGAUUAAACUCUCUGAGUAUUGAGAUAUGGUUUUGUGAAGGUGAAAUGUCAGUAACUUAUUCAUAUCAGUCGAAUGCUGCAGGUGAAGCUUAGUGACCAGUGUGAGACUGAACAGUAACAUACAAUGUGAGUUCAAGUAACAGGACACUGUUCUCAUUUUCUAAUGUUUACAACCCUAUUAAUAACCUGAUUAUGAACCAUUUCUAAAUCCCUUAUUGUAAAGUGGUACUGUAUGUUUUACCCAUACACUACUCUUUCUCCACCUCCCCCUCUUUCUCCAUUCAAAGGUGCUUUAUUGACAUUAAAUCAGAGCAGUAGCAAGUCUGCGGUUUCUCCUCAGACCGUCAUGUUCUCUGGGGACUCGAACUAAUAAUGUCAACUAACCAAACAAGCCUUCAACAGAACACAAUUCAUCAGAACAGGGCAUUGUGAUACACACCGACCCCCCCCUGACCUACAGCCUGACUGUUGAACCACUUGACCCCACCCCUACCCCAAACACACACAGCCAAGGUACAGCCCGAUACAUGACCCCCACGGACGAUCCAAAGAAAAGUCACCCCGACCCACGGGAUUCGUAAGUCAGGUGGGGAAGGGUGGCAGAAGGGAGGAGGGAUUAGGUGGGGAAAGGGGCUAAAGAAGAGGAGGAGGAGGACUGGGGCAAGUGGUUUGGAAAGCCCCGCCCCUCAGCUCUGAUUGGCAGCCUGUAAUGUACCUCAGGGAUAAGGCCUUACAGAGGGGAGAUCUAACCCCGUCAACCCCCCACCCCACCCCCCAUCACUGUUCACCAUCAUUCUCACAUCCGCCUCUCCUCUGUUUCUCUCUUGUCUUCCUCUUUUCCCCUUGCCUUUCCUUUUUUUUGUUUUUUUUUUGUUUUGUUUUGUUUUGUUUUGAUGCUGUAUCUUGUCUUUUCUUGUCUUUGCUGUGCCUUGCUCCUGUAUGUGUCAGUAAGCAAAGUGGUUUACUAGCUCAAAAUACCUUUGCCAAAGUUGAUGGGAAAGUUAAGGUAGAGUUCUUUUCUAGGUUUAUUUAUACUAUAUAUUUGCAUACAGUACUUUACAUGCCAAUUACAGUGCAAUCUUCAUUUAUUUAUUGUUUAAAGAUUAAGAGACAAGUGUAGUUAUAUACUAAUUUUUUUCCUUGUAGCAUGUUUUUUUUUUCUUUUUAAUUUUUUUAAUGGAUGUAUGUUAGAUUGUAUGAUUAAGGCCAGCAUUCCUUAUCUCAGUAACCCUUUAAGUAUUUCUCUUACAGCUGUUGGGAACCUGUAGCUCAUCAGUUCAUGCAUUGCAGUUAUCAUUGCCGUUUCAAACAUGUAACCAAAUGCCUAUGUAAGUUGUUUUUUUUUUUUGUUUUUUUUCUCCAUCUCCUGUUGCGGCCAUGCACAGCCGAGCAGUUCUUGUAAUGCUUAGAGAGACAUGUAGCAAAGCCAGGCCUUAUUAGGGUCAGUUUAAGUCAUCUGUUUUUGAGAUAAAAAAGCGUCGCCUUUGGCUUUUAAAUUAGUAUUAUAAUGAAGCUUCUGAUAUCUUUUUACUAUUGCCAAAGCGCAGGCUUCUUGUGUCCACUAGAUGUUGCGUCUGCAGUCGUCUAAAGGGUUCUGUGAUGUUCUUCUGUAACGACACAGCAUUACAACUAUUAUUAUUAUUAUUCUCUCAAAAGGAAAAAAAAAACAUUAACUUGAUCUGUGAUUAUGCUUUUUUUUUUUUUUUUUUCAUAUUAUCUUUUAUUAUUUUGUAAAGCAAAAUGUGCCAUUUUGAAAUUUGUAGCCCCUUUUUGGAGGAGAGUUUUAACAACCUGAUUUCACACUGAAAGGUAAUAAAGGCAAAAAAAAAGAAAACAAACAAAAAAAAAAACACACGAAAACCAAUCACAAAGGCGAUGAUUUCAGGCAGAUGACGACAGUAAUAAUAAUAUCGACGAUUCCUCCGUGUUCAGGCUUUUGCUGGUAUAGCAGUAGUGAGUAUUUUCUAUCCAGUAUUUUGCUAAGAGAUGAUAUACAGAGAUAUCUAUAGAGCUAUAGAAUGAGAUGGUAAAUACAUUAUGACUAACAGAGUUGAAGCACUUUUUUUUUAUGUGGAGAAUUAGUUUUGAUGAGGUUCACAUGAGCGACAGGAGAUAUGAAGUCCUUCGCCCUGUUCCAAACACUACUGCCAACGCCGUCUGUUACAUUCAUUGGCAUUAUUUGUGUGUCGUUGGCAUCACUGUGACAUUUGGCAUUACUGGAGCAUGAGUCGUGUGCUUCUCAAACGGCCCCUCCCUCCCGGACACGAAACUCUACGGCAACGCGGGGAGUACGUGGGAGCGAAGGCGCCUUCCUCAGACGCGUCUACCUGACCUGUUGCAUUGUAGUCGACAGGUGACGUGUGAGGUGUCCUGUCCUUAAACAACACCGACCCCCUGAUGUUAUGUUGCCCACCCACCCACUUCAAAGCCUUAAUAAUACCCACACAGGGGAGAGGGCGGACGUCCGGCCAACGUCAGGCCAGUCAUGUUAGUGUUGACCAGUCGUGAGGUUGACACAGUGUUAACCCUGAGUUUGUGGGCAGGGCGCUCCCUUUAUGUGCUUUAUUGUUUGUUUUUUCAAAUGCUGUCGAUUUUAUAGACCCUCCCCACCCACCCACCCACCCUGCAGGUCCUGCACAUUUGGCGGGUUAUGUCGAGAACGAGAGGCAAUUCUUUUAUUUUUUAAUUUUAAUUUUUGCCCAGCAACCCCACGUCCGUGCCUUCUGAUCGGUUUUUAUUAUUAUUAUUAUUAUUUUUUCUUUUGAAAUUUUUUUUUUCUUUUUUUAUGUUUUGUACGUUUUACAGUAAGUAGAUUUUUUUUUUUUUUCUUUUAUGACUGAGAGAUUGGCGAUUUGACAAACGUACAGAAACUCACAGGUAUUUAACUAUUUUUUAGGCGAGACAAAAAAAUAAGAGACAUAUUUUUACCUCACAAGUUAAAAACAAACAUUCCAAUGUUGUCAUGGUCUACGAAUUGAAAAAAAAGAAAUUCAUGCAUUUCUUCUUGUAUUGUAAAUGUUAGACAAUUUCAUAUACAUUAUAUAAAAGAAACUGCCAUAUCAAUUUUAAUGUAUAGAUUUUUUGCAAAUACUACCCUAUGUAUGUAAGACGUAACUGUAUCGGUAGCGUAUAUAUAAUAUAUUUAUGCCCAAUAAAUGUUUUAAUUUUUUUCUGA